AUGGCUACUCUACCUGCUAGCAAGUCAACUAGUAAGGUUGCUAUAACAGCUGAAAUAGAACAAGAAGCCUUAAAGGAACAACAGUUUCAAGAAAUUGAGAAAUUACAAGAUUUAGGUAUCAACGCAGCAGACAUUAAUAAAUUAAAGGGAAGCGGAUACUGCACAAUAUUAUCUUUAAUUCAAACAACUAAAAAGGAAUUAUGUAAUGUCAAAGGGAUAUCUGAAGCUAAAGUAGACAAGAUAUUAGAAGUGGCAUCCAAAAUUGAAAACUGUUCAAGUUUUAUUACAGCUAAUCAACUGGUCCAAAAAAGAAGUAAAGUUUUAAAAAUUACAACAGGCAGUACAACUCUCGACCAAACUUUGGGUGGUGGAAUUGAAAGCAUGUCCAUUACAGAACUCUUCGGGGAAAAUCGAUGUGGGAAAACUCAAAUUUGUCAUACAUUAGCUGUUACGGCGCAGCUACCCAAAAAUGUUAGCGGCGGGAACGGAAAGGUGUGCUACAUUGAUACGGAAGGAACAUUUAGACCCGAAAAAAUAUGCAAAAUAGCAGAAAGAUAUGGAGUGAAUGGUGAAGAUGUGCUAGACAAUAUACUGUAUGCCCGAGCUUUUACACAUGAACACUUGUAUCAUUUACUGGCUAUAUCAGCAGCAAAAAUGUGCGAAGAACCUUUUGCCUUGCUGGUUGUUGAUUCCAUCAUUUCUCUUUUUCGAGUUGAUUUCAGUGGAAGAGGUGAACUGUCUGAAAGACAACAGAAGUUAAAUAAAACAAUGUCCAUUUUAUCUAAGCUCGGAGAACAAUUUAACAUAGCCAUUGUAAUAACAAACCAAGUAAUGUCUGAUCCAGGUGCCACUAUGACAUUUAUUGCUAAUCCAAUGAAGCCAGUUGGGGGUCAUGUCAUUGGGCACGCCUCUACGAUCAGACUAUCACUAAGAAAGGGAAAAGGAGAUCAAAGGGUUUGCAAAGUUUACGAUGCACCAAACCUUCCAGAAAUUGAAUGCAUUUUUCAACUGUCAGACAGCGGUAUUAUUGACGCAACGGAUUAG
Messenger RNA from Plasmodium malariae, 1044 nucleotides. Its product is annotated as meiotic recombination protein DMC1, putative. Lineage: Eukaryota; Apicomplexa; Aconoidasida; Haemosporida; Plasmodiidae. Gene Ontology annotation, cellular component: condensed nuclear chromosome; nucleus. The coding region runs from base 1 to 1044 and encodes 347 amino acids. The record is from RefSeq and is a predicted model, not a curated record. The transcript has 7 exons. Gene Ontology annotation, molecular function: ATP-dependent DNA damage sensor activity; DNA strand exchange activity; ATP binding. Gene Ontology annotation, biological process: mitotic recombination; reciprocal meiotic recombination; DNA repair.